Arachis stenosperma is the source of this 1159-nucleotide messenger RNA. Its product is annotated as derlin-2.2. Gene Ontology annotation, biological process: endoplasmic reticulum unfolded protein response. Gene Ontology annotation, molecular function: ubiquitin-specific protease binding; misfolded protein binding. Bases 278 to 1012 code for a protein of 244 amino acids. Gene Ontology annotation, cellular component: endoplasmic reticulum membrane; Hrd1p ubiquitin ligase ERAD-L complex. The transcript has 6 exons. Lineage: Eukaryota; Viridiplantae; Streptophyta; Magnoliopsida; Fabales; Fabaceae. The record is from RefSeq and is a predicted model, not a curated record.
GAUUGGUUCAGUCUCUGUCAUUCAUCGUGUUUCUCUGCAUCUGAAUAUCUCUCUGAUCGGUGCUCCUUCGUCGCCAUCUUCUCCUCCUUCUUUCUCUUGUGCACAAUUUCCACAAUAAUCUCUUUCCAACUCACCUUCCGGUUUUCUCUCUCUUCAUUCCGAUUUCUCAGAGCAUACCUAAACCCUAUUCAAGAUUUCACCUGUUUAUUUUCCUUAUUGUUUCGUGUUUUUCCCUCUUUGGCGGCAAUUACGAAGAAGAAAUUAGGAGAAAGGAACAAUGGCGCAAGCGGUUGAAGAAUGGUAUAAGCAGAUGCCAGUUAUCACGCGCUCUUACCUCACUGCUGCUGUCGUCACCACCAUCGGUUGUUCCCUCGAUAUAAUUUCACCUUAUCAUUUGUACUUAAACCCUAGAUUGGUGGUGAAGCAAUAUCAGUUCUGGCGUCUAAUUACUAAUUUCUUGUACUUCAGGAAAAUGGACUUGGAUUUCUUGUUUCACAUGUUUUUUCUUGCUCGGUACUGCAAGCUUCUGGAGGAGAACUCCUUUAGGGGAAGGACUGCUGAUUUCUUUUAUAUGCUCUUGUUCGGUGCCACGGUGUUGACUGGAAUCGUUCUUCUUGGAGGGAUGAUACCUUAUUUGUCGGAGUCAUUUGCGAAAAUUAUUUUUCUUAGCAACUCUCUGACAUUUAUGAUGGUUUAUGUAUGGAGCAAACAGAACCCCUUUAUUCACAUGAGUUUCCUAGGACUCUUUACCUUCACAGCUGCCUACCUGCCAUGGGUUCUCUUGGGAUUCUCGGUCCUUGUUGGUGCUAGUGCUUGGGUGGAUCUACUGGGGAUGAUUGCUGGCCAUGCAUACUAUUUUCUUGAAGAUGUGUAUCCUAGGAUGACUGGUCGUCGCCCGCUAAAAACGCCGGCAUUCAUCAAAGCUCUAUUUGCGGAUGAUACAGUAGUUGUGGCACGGCCUGCCAAUGUCAGAUUUGCUGCUCCACCAGUAGAUGAACGUCAUCAAGAUUGAAUAACCCCAGGGGAGUACAAUAGCCAGAGAACACUAAUGGUGGUUGAUCCUGUAAUAUAUAAUAGCGAGAGAGAACAUUUGGUGUUUGUAAAUUUUUUGAAGCGUGCAUUUGGUAAUUAUAAUUAUUAAUGUGCACUAUUUAGAAGA